This is a messenger RNA of Drosophila busckii, 1886 nucleotides long. Its product is annotated as tetraspanin-33. Gene Ontology annotation, biological process: protein maturation; protein localization to plasma membrane. NCBI's taxonomy places the organism in Eukaryota, Metazoa, Arthropoda, Insecta, Diptera, Drosophilidae. The coding region runs from base 408 to 1289 and encodes 293 amino acids. Gene Ontology annotation, cellular component: membrane. The record is from RefSeq and is a predicted model, not a curated record. The transcript has 3 exons.
UCGAACAAGUAUCAUCCACAAUCGCAGACAAGAUGACCAGAGUGUAAACGUUGCACAGCUGUUUCAUAUUGUCGAUCUGGCAGCACUUUAUCUUGUCUUUGUUGUUUUUCUUGCCUGUGCAUUGUUCUUAGUGUAAUUUGUAAUAAAAACUGUAAUUUGUUUAUUAAAAACGACGAGAAUCACGCGAAUAACAACAUGAGCAAACUAUUAACUAUUGUGUAUAAAAUACUGCACGCAAUGUGAAGAUUGUGUUUGACAAAACUGCCAAUUCGAAAAAAUCUCGCAUUUGCAAAGAGGGCGUCAACAAAGAGGAUAGAUAGAGCGAAAAGAAGAAGACAAUUGAACGUUGUUUAUACCGAUUCUAAUUUGUUAGCUGCAGUGUAAUUAAACACCAGGCAAAUUUAACCAUGAGCAACCAUAGAUAUCAUAAUGGCGGCGGUAAUUACAUGCAUCCGCGAAUGUCAUAUCAUCAUACCCAUCACUUUACAUACGUUUCGAGCUGUGUAAAGUAUCUUAUAUUUUUGUUGAAUUUUUUGCUCUGGUUGUUUGGUGGCCUUCUCUUGGCUAUCGGAGUUUAUGCGUUUAUGGAUAAACUAAAGGACGGCAACGGCUGGGUUCGGCUUGAAACUGUUUAUGAUGUGAUUUUCAACAUAUCGCUUGUUAUGAUUAUCACGGGUAUUGUUAUAUUUGUUGUCAGCUUCGCAGGCUGUUUGGGUGCCCUGCGUGAAAACACUUGCUUGUUAAAAUUCUACUCCAUAUGCCUGCUAGUAUUUUUCCUAAUGGAAAUGGCAAUUGCUAUUAUCUGCUUUGUGUUCCCACAAAAUAUGAAUUCGUUCUUGGAAUUCCAGUUCACAGAUAAGAUCAUACAUUCUUAUAGAGACGAUUCGGACUUGCAAAACUUUAUCGACUUUGCACAACAAAAGUUCAAGUGUUGUGGCCUUAGCAAUGCUGGCUACCAGGAUUGGAGCAAAAACGAAUACUUCAACUGCUCCUCUCCGUCGGUGGAGAAAUGUGGUGUGCCCUACAGUUGCUGCAUCAAUGCCACCGACAUAAGCUCGGGACUUGUCAAUAUUAUGUGCGGAUACGGUGUACAGGUGAAUUCUGUAGCUGCUGCCAGUAAGCGAAUUUGGACCAAUGGCUGCAUUGAAAUUGUUCGUGUUUGGGCUGAACGCAACUUGUAUGUAAUUGCUGGCAUUGCCCUGGGCAUUGCGCUGCUUCAGUUGUUUGUUAUUUAUUUGGCCAAGACUUUAGAAGGUCAGAUCGAGAUGCAAAAGUCGCGCUGGUCGUGAGUGCCAUAGUACCCGGUCUUUUACGGGUACCCAUUCGAUGAAUUCUACUACUACGAUACACAAAUGUGAACAAAUUAAGUUGCAGCUGUUGGCUUAGCCGCACUGUUAUCUCUCUCUCUCUCUUUGUCAAACUAAUCUGGUCCGUGCAGUGCUCAAACUUUCAUUCAAUUGACGAAAACUAUCUUAGAGAUCUAUUAUGACUGUUGGUAAUUACAAACUUCUUGCCUUUUCGAAUAAUAUUAUUAUCUACAACCUUUAAACUUUUUAGAACUAUCCAAAGAAUACUCAUAUUAACUUUUCAACUAUUCAGAUUAUGAUAUUACAUUUUAGCGAGCAUAAAGCAUGUUAGUAUCAAGUAUUUUAACGUCUAGACAAUUAUUGAUAAACAAAAAUAACUAAUUGAUGUAUUUGUAUGCAAUAUUAUUGGGUUUUAUCCAUAUGAUCAAAAGACAUUAUGCAUAUAGGUAUUAAGCGAAGUGUAUGCAUUUAAAAUGUUUAUAUUAAAUUAAGCAUAAAACACCAAAAACUGAAGUCAUUAUAUUGUGCGUUCAUUAUAUUUAAUAAAUACUUCCGUACAUGUCUAAUCAUAAACGUCUU